Messenger RNA from Mesorhabditis spiculigera, 1881 nucleotides. Lineage: Eukaryota; Metazoa; Nematoda; Chromadorea; Rhabditida; Rhabditidae. The record is from the annotation of a GenBank genome assembly.
AUGCAGUCGAGCGACCGUUUUGACGUGAACAAGACACUCGACGAGAUAACUGCCGGGAACAGGGCUUUGAAGCGUCAACGCUCGGGCGGCCGUAGCAGUCGUGGUGGCAUCGAGGGCCGUUGGGAGCACGACAUGUACCACAGUCCUGGAACGAGUGCUUCUUCUUCGAAAACACAGACGACGAUGUCUAGAAAAUCGAGCGAAAGCAGCGAAGGAGACCCAAGCGCCCGUGCCGUCACAGUGUCAAUUUUAAAGGAUACUGGCACAAAGGUCCAAUUGAUGCUCAAAGCCCAAGGAUUGAAACGGCGCAAGAGCUUUUUUGGCGACAUCAUCAAGAUAUUCAAGAAGCCGUCGUCUCCCUCUCGUUUGUUGAGCAAUGGAAAAUUCACCAAAUUUGAUCUGAAGGACUAUGGCCUCAACUUCGUUCUCGAGGUGGAAACUAUGAAGCGAAAGAAGAAGGGGAACGCGAACCGCACGGAAACUUUUGUAUGUGAAGUCAAGCAAUUCCCCACGCAGAUCAACCCAGAUAGCGCCGAAUUCGAGAUAUUGGAACCGGCUUCUGGAGAAUGCUUCAUUUUGAUGACGUUGAUCAAAACGAGCGACUUGAAUGUUAGCUGGAAGGAAUUCCUCGAUAGCAAUGCUAUCGUCCUUUUGGGCGAACCGUUGCACUGGGAAUCGGCGUUACAAUUCCUAUUGGAUGUGCUGAUCACGGACGGUGAUCCAGCCGGCCUCAAAUACAAGCGUGGCAACGUCACCCAUUCGAAUCUUCCGCUUCUUGCGUGUAACGUCGACAUGGUGUGGAUGGCCGAGAAGGGCGUCAAUUUGCCAAGAAUUGGUCACGGCAGCUUUUUGACGUGCCUGGAGGCGAUGUACUCAAGAUUAAUGGGGAGGGACUUGAAAUAUACGGCAGUCCUCGGCAAGCCAGCAGAAGUUUCCUACCUGCACGCCACGCAUUGCCUUCAAGAUAUGGCUUUUGACAUGAAGCGCCCGGCACCGAAGACCAUCUACGUUAUUGGUGACAACCCGCUGUCGGACAUCCUCGGCGCCAACCUGUACAACCGCUACCUUCAGCACGGCGGCCGAGCACGAUUCGACCACAUCGAGCUCGCCAAGCUGGAGGAGCAGUCGCCGGACGACAAGCCCGUCGAGCAUCGCGUCCGCGAGAAUAUCGAGCGGUGUCUGAGCGUGCUAGUUGAAACCGGCGUCUACCUGGAGGGCUGCAAGAUCAACGGAACCGUCCUGCCAAUCAGCAAGCUCGUCCAAGAAUUGACCGAUCAGGAGCGAACCGAGCUCGAGAUGCCCGGCUUCGUCGAGCCCGAUCUCUUCGCCGCCGUCGAGAUGAUCCUCCAGCGCGAGCAGCUUGCCCUGCUCGUGAACACGUGCGGCAGCAUCUGCACGCUCGGCGGCGGCGACAUCCUGCAGCAGUUGAUGCACAAGGAGUGGGUGCCCGGCGACCCGACGAAGCCGUGGGACCGGAUGCGCACGGCGCGCAUGGCAUCGAUUGGGCUGCUGCAGGGGCCGAUGCUCUACUAUCUGUACCGCUGGAUGGACUUUAACGUGAAAUAUCGAGGUGGUCGCCUUUCGAUCGUGCUGCAGAAGGUGUUCCUCGACACGGCCACCGCGCCCAUGUUUUCCGGGACGACGAUCAUUGGGACAGCCCUGCUGGAGGGGAAAACGCUACGCUCGGCGGUGAAGGAGUACUGCACCAAGUACCCGCAAAUCUUCAUCCUCGACCUGUGCACCUGGCCCCCGUUCCAGUUCAUCAACUUUUGGUUCUUGCCGAACCAGUGGCGUGUGCUGUACACGAACGUCAUCCAGUUAUGCUACAACACGGUCAUGUCGUACAUCAAGCACCACGACGAGAAGCUCUUCAAAUUUAUC